GCGUCUUCUCUUACCUUUUUGUGUGGAAGCCUUAUUAGUCCUCUCUCAGAUUACCAGCGGCUAUUGGGGAAACUACGUGAUAUCUAAUCGUUUAAGUUUAAAGCAAGUGCGAUGAAGUCGUGUAGAAAUCGAACGAUGUGUGUGCUGUUCAGUUUGGUGUUGUUAGCGUCAUCUGAAGCCUUCUUCUUAAAGUGGGGCUCCGAUUCAACACCGCAGUCAUCUCAGAAAACUUGGGUACAACCGCUCGGACCGAACAUGACGCCAGUGCAGUACCGAUACCAGUACUCGUACCCGUAUGAAUCCCGUAAAGUGUACCAAGUACAAGGACAACAGUACCAACAGCCUGAGAUAUCGGUACAGCAGAGCAUGGCUCCGAUACCGAUUAGCGUACCAGCAGGUGCCAGUUUGACUCCUGUGUCCCUGCAACAUGUACAAUUAGUACCCUGCAUGUGUCCCGUGGCUCCUGAAGAGGCUGAGAAGCUCCAAGAACAAGUUGGUCCCGGACCAUACUUAGCGCAAUCGUAUUCCCAAAACUCUUAUCCUCCCCCGCAACAGAUGACCUCAAGUGAGACAAAAACUACUUCAAAACAGUGAUUUUUCAUUGUUAUUUUA
Molecule: messenger RNA, 612 nt
Organism: Papilio xuthus (Asian swallowtail)
Lineage: Eukaryota; Metazoa; Arthropoda; Insecta; Lepidoptera; Papilionidae
Exons: 3
Coding region: 112-594 (160 amino acids)
Source: RefSeq, a predicted model, not a curated record